This is a messenger RNA of Hemibagrus wyckioides, 5285 nucleotides long. It is a transcript of the gene asap3, whose product is annotated as ArfGAP with SH3 domain, ankyrin repeat and PH domain 3. Gene Ontology annotation, cellular component: cytoplasm. Gene Ontology annotation, biological process: positive regulation of GTPase activity. The record is from RefSeq and is a predicted model, not a curated record. NCBI's taxonomy places the organism in Eukaryota, Metazoa, Chordata, Actinopteri, Siluriformes, Bagridae. Bases 238 to 3144 code for a protein of 968 amino acids. Gene Ontology annotation, molecular function: protein binding; GTPase activator activity. The transcript is spliced from 26 exons.
ACACACACACACACACAGAGCAGUCGGUGGAGUGAGUGAGUGAGACGUGAGGAGCGCGCGCGCCUCUCUCCCUCUCGGCGCACUUUUACUCGCGGAUAUGCUUCCGUUUCUUCUUCCACUGUGGAAAUGUUUUCAUGAGGAUUAAUACACAAGUUCCGUACGGGCGCGUGCCUUGUGUGUUUGAUUGAGUUUUUUUUGUUGUUAAAAGAAAGGAAAGUUUGGACUUUAAGAGCAGCCAUGCCUGAGAAACUAAACAUCUCAGACUUCGUCUCGCUGGCGAAUGAGGACAUAACUUCGCCUUCCACGUCGUGCUUUCAGGCUAAAAUGAGCGACUGUCGGAGCACGGUCACGGGCCUCGAGGAGGCUCUGGAGCAGGACCAGAGCUGUCUGCACAGGAUGAAGAAGAUGGUGAAGGGCAUCCACGCCUCCGGCCUGAGUCAUGUGGAGUGUAACGAGCAAUACACUGAGAUUUUGGAGAACCUGGGAAACAGCCAUCUCUCUCAGGACAAUAACGAGAUCUCCACGGGGUUCCUUAACCUGGCAGUGUUCACUCGGGAGGUGACGGCGCUCCUCAAAACUCUGGUGCAGAAUCUAAACAGCAUCCUCUCCUUUCCUCUGGAGAACAUCCUGAAGAGUGAACUGACAGCCAGCAGACUGGACCUGAGGAAGCAGAUGGAGAAAGGCUGGAAGGAUUACGACGUUAAAAUAGGGAAGUUGGAGAGGGAGAGGCAGAAGCAGUACGGUCUGAUAAGGCUGGACUCGGACAUUGUGGAGGACAUGGAGAGAGAGAGGAGGACUUUCCAGCUGCAGAUGUGCGAGUAUUUGCUGAAGGUUCAGGAGAUGAAGAUCCGACAGGGUCCUGAUCUGCUCCAGAGCCUAAUCAAGUAUUUCCAAGCCCAGCUCAAUUUUUUUCAGGAUGGACUGAAGGCUGCUGAACAUCUGAGUCCGUUUGUGGAAAAGCUGGCAGCAUCUGUCCACACGGUUCGUCAGGACGAGGACGAGCAGGUGAAGCAGCUCUCUCAGCUCCGGGACUGCCUCAGGAGUCAGUUACAAGUGGAGGGUAAAGAGGAUUAUCUAAACAGGAAGAACUCCAGUCACGGCUACAGCAUCCACCAGCCACAAGGCAACAAGAAAUACGGCACCGAGAAAUCAGGCUUCUUGCUCAAGAAGAGUGACGGAAUCAGGAAGGUGUGGCAGAAGAGGAAAUGUGGAGUCAAGUAUGGCUGUCUGACCAUCUCUCACAGCACGAUUAACAGACCUCCAGCCAAGCUCAACCUCCUCACGUGUCAGGUUCGACCCAACCCUGAGGAGAAGAGGACCUUUGACCUUGUGACUCAUAAUCGCACGUAUCAUUUCCAAGCAGAGGAUGAGCAUGAAUGUAUGAUCUGGGUGUCUGUACUCCAGAAUAGUAAAGAGGCGGCUCUGAACACGGCUCUGGGAGGAGAUCAGCUCCAGUACCCGGGCAGCGGGCUGCAGGACCUGGCGCGUUCUGUAAUUGCAGGCCUGAGAAAUCUUCCAGGCAACGAGACCUGCUGUGACUGCAGCGCUCCGGAACCCACCUGGCUCUCCUCUAACCUGGGCAUCCUCACCUGUAUCGAAUGCUCAGGAAUCCACCGGAAGCUCGGGGUUCACUACUCACGCAUACAGUCGCUCACUCUCGACAUGCUGAGUACAUCCGAGUUACUGCUCGCAGUGAGCAUCGGUAACAACAAGUUCAAUGACGUCAUGGAGGCCAACCUUCGCGAUGACUCAGUGAAACCCAUACCGCAGAGUGACAUGAACGCGAGAAAGGAGUACAUCACUGCGAAGUACGUAGAGAGGCGCUACGUGAUGCCUAAAGAGCACUCGGAGCCCCUGCGAGUGUACGACGCCGUGAAGUCGAGAGACCUGACGUCCCUCCUGCAGCUGUAUGCCGAGGGAGAAGACCUGUCCAAACCCACAGCUGUACCCGAUCAAAAGGAUUUGAAAGAGACUGCUCUCCAUGUGGCUGUGCGUUUGGCUGAGAAGAGCUCUCUGGGCCUGGUUGAUUUUCUGACACAGAACUGUGGCUGUCUAGAGAAGAAGACGGUGGAAGGAAACACAGCUCUACAUUACUGUGCGAUCUACAAUAAACCAGAAUGUCUAAAACUGCUUCUUAAGGGGAAGGCUACUUUACACACAGCAAACGCUGCUGGAGAGACUGCACUGGACAUCGCCAAGAGACUGCAGCACUCGCUGUGUGUCGACUUGCUGGAGUUGGCUCACAGUGGGAAAUUUAACUCCCAGAUCCAUGUGGAGUACACGUGGGAGAUGCCACAGGAGUUCCUGUAUGACAGCGAAGACGAUCUGGAUGAGAAGGCCAGUCCACCCCGGGCUUUGCGCUCGCCUCUGCCCUCUAAUGGCUGUUUUGGGAAUUUUCCAUGCGACCCUGACAGACCGUACCAGAACGUAGAAUAUAGUUGCCGCAACCCAGCGAGCGUCUCCGGAGGCCACACACCUCCUCCUCUUCCUGCUAAAUCCAUUCAGAGAGGUCGUUCUGACCCCCAAAUCAGCACCUCCACCCAGGAGUCACACUCUGUUUCCCGCCUCAGCUCCAGUUCCUGGAGUGGUUCCUAUAGAAACAGCCCCCCUUCACCCCAGACAGAGGUCUCAGGGUUACGGGUACCCUGUUCGCCCCGCAACGGAGCACUGAAGAGACAGGCAGUGGUGUGGGAGAGUCAGAGUUCAUCAGGGACACAGAGCUCCAUCGGACCUGUCGUGUCGGAGAAGACAACAUCGUAUCGGCGAACUAGUAGUGGAAGUAGCAAGUGUGCAGCAGGAUCUCCCAGCUCUGGAAGCAGCAUGGAGGAGCUCUACUGCAGUCUGACCAAUAACAGCACUGCUAAUGCUGAUGCUAAUGCUAAUGCUAAUCUCUCAGUACCCGUCAUACUGCCACCACCCCGGUCACGCAAGAACGCCAUGAUCUCUAUGAGACCUCGGCAGAGGAAGGUUCUUGCGUUAGUGGACUGUAUGUCUGUGAGCUCUGACCAGCUGGCCUUCUGUAAAAAUGAUAUUAUAAUAGUGACUGCUUCUGAUGAUCCCCACUGGUGGGUGGGGCAUGUAGAGGGCAAGCCGUGCAAAAGCGGCAACUUUCCAGUCAACUACGUUAUGAAACUGGGAGAGUGAUUCUUUUCCGGAAGCUUCCACCCACGCGAGACGAUCGAGGACAGCGCGUCCACCUGCUCGUCCGUGUCCGCGUCGGAACGGCGUGUGCUGCACUAAAGUGGAUUUAGGGGGGAAUUAUAUCCUGAUGUUGUACCUCAGACUGUUUAGCACAUCGGCCGUGCCACUUUAGAGACGUUAAAAUUGCCAUGCGGAGCCGGAGAGACGCUGGUGUGUGAAGCAGCACUUAGUAAACACACAUACGGUAUACGGACUCAUAAAGGUAACAGGAAGCCAUCGGUUCCAGAAGGACGGCAGAUGAUCAUCUGAGCACUAAGGGAAAAUAAAUGCAGUGCAUUUCCUGACUGUUCGUGCCCAAGUCCACAGGUUCCCAUGGUUUAAUGGAUAUUUUGCUGUUAUGAGACGCUGAUGAACAGCAUCCUGUGAAACACAAUCCUCACUGAGUGACUUUCAGCCCAGUGAGCAAGACCGAGACAGAGAAAAGGAAAGAUAUUGUGUUUCCUGCCUUUAACUGGACGUUCUGCUUGUCUUUCUCGCUGAAUCAGCAGUCUCUCACUUCUCCAAUCCCAUUUUAAAACCCACAACUCGGACAGACACGGAGCCACGUGUUUACAAGAAGAUUUCACAUGAACGGUUUUCUACACCGCUAAUUCUGACGCAUUUCUCAAACCGUCUCAAGCUUCAUCUGCAGUGUAAUCGAUCAUACCGACUCGUUUAUUCAUUUCCUGUCAAAAUCUUUUAUUCGAAACCGUCUGAUGUUGUUUUCAUGGUUCUUUACAUUUUCCCAGAUAAAACAUGAUGCAGCUUCAUGCUAGCUCGCUAAAUCAGCAGCCUCGGUCGUUACCUAGCUAACUUUAUUAUCUAUGUUGAUAUUUUAAUAUCAGUGAACGUAUCACAAAAAAAUUCAGUCAGUUUUUAGAAAGAAUAACGCGUACAAACACGGUCCUUCGCUAACGUUUACAGUAACACCAAGCUCGUCAGUCUGAAAGAUUAUAGUCUGUAAAUAGUGAUGUUCAGUCGUUGGCUUCAUGGUUCAUCGUUGUAACGUAAUUUAUUUUUAAAUAGACCAAAAUAAAAGAGAGAGAAACUCAAGGCACGAAUAUUUUAGAGCACUUUCACACCUGCUCUGUUUGUUCAAUCCGAAUCGGAGCGAAAUCGGUACUUAUGUCAUUUGUUUUGGUUUAGUUUUGCAUUGCACAUAAUUCCACAAAACGAAUCAAACAACUGAACCCUCUUUCAUUCCUAUUCACAGUAACAGAAGAGUUAAAGGAGAAAGGUUUAAUCACCUGAACACAUAACGCAGGCACCAUACAAGUCUGUGAAUAAUGAGUUCGAAACUUUUUCUGUGUCAAAUCCAGUGUUUAUUUCUUCUCUUUUUGUUCCUAAAUAUCUAGAGCAUUUCUGCUCUGUCCUUCGGCCCGGUUUACGCCCCGAUAUCAUCAAUUCUCUGGAUGUUUUGCCUAAAUAACCACACUGAGCACCCGAGCUCCAGUUAAAUGGACUAAACAGCGCAGGAUGAUGUUGUCCAUCCACACUAAGAGCUCUGUCUCUUAGUGGGAAAAGACUGAGUGCCACAAAAGGGAGGAUCAGAUUCCUGUAACAAAGUGAGUGUGAAGUCCAAGAGCAGAGGCUCUCAGAUAUUGAUAUUUCACAGAGUGAGUGUGGGGAAAUAAUUCGAUUUCUGUGUUUGGUUGUGAUUUUUUUUUAUAUAGCCUUGAUAUGAAAGAGCAGUAUUUUCCACAUUAGUGAAUAAUCUAGGUCUGGGAGUCAGAACAUGUAGUUGCUGUAUUAUGCUUGAAGUUCAGUCUGUAUUUUCAGUAUUUUGGGGUGUGUGUGUUUGUGUGUGUGUUGGACCCAGCCCACUUGCUUUAGUACUGCAUUGCAUCCGAGCAGCUUUUAGAGAUCCCUCUGCAUUAUUAAUGCCAGGACAGAGGGCCGAGUACAGACCGGUGCACUCCUGCACUCCUCUUAUUCACUUCUAUGAAGCUAUUACAGGUCCCCAAGAUCCAAACCAUUCAGUUCAACUCCCUUUUUGUUUGUUUGUUUGUUUGUUGCCAAAAAAACCCUUCUGGUCUAUGAAAUGCAUUUUAGUUGAAAUGUACAUGAAUGAUGUAAUAUUAGCUUUAAUAAAUGUCCUUUCUUUU